AUGCAAUUCAAAGCACAGGUAGAUAGUGUCAAGGCGUUAUGUAUGUCAGUAAGCUUACCGAAGAUAGAAAUCAUGAAAUUUGACGGGAGCCCUCUGAAAUUUUGGACGUUCAUGAAGGGAUUCAAGGUUAACAUAGCUGACAGAGUAAAUGAUGACACUCAGAAAUUAAUGUACUUGAUACACUAUUGCGAAGGUAUAGCAAAGGAUGCUAUAGAACACUGUGUUUUAUUACCAGAAAAGGAAGGUUAUACUGAGGCAAUUAAGCUUCUACAUGAACGGUUCGGCAGACCACACGACAUCGUAGAAGCCUUCUUAACAGAACUCUUAAGUGGAUCACCAUUGAAUCAAGACGACAUAACUGGCCUACAGAAACUGACAAGACUCAUGACUAAUUGUAAGAUAGCCUUGUCACAGAUGGGCAGGAAUACUGAUCUGAAUUGUUCGACCAACAUAAAACGAAUAGUGAAACAGCUACCACGUAGUAUGCAGUUUAAAUGGGCGGAGGCCGCGGACGAUAUUUUAAGAAAGGGGCUAGAGCCCAAUUUUGAUGAUUUAUUGCAAUUCUUAGAAAAGAAGGUGUCAAUCGCCACAAACACAUACGGACGGUUAGCAAGCGGAAGCUAUAAAGCUCAAACGAUAUCGAACAACCGGUCGGCUUCCAUAAGAGCUAAGAUCCAUACUUCGUUGAUUAAAGGGACAGUCCAUUGUGUAAUUUGCUCCGAUGCCCACGAAGUCGCAUCCUGCCCUCAGCUGUUGUCAGUGAGUCACAACGAAAAGGUAGAAUUGUUAAAGAAGUUUAAACUUUGCUUUAAUUGCUUAAAACCCAAUCAUCGAGUCACAGAAUGCAGACAGCCCGUGUUGUGUGAAAUUGAUGGAUGCAAGCGACGCCAUCAUAGAAUUCUUCACAACACAGAACCUGAUGUUAAACGAGCAUAUUGUAACUCUACUCAUACUACUAGGACGUAUUUAGGCUUUGUUCCAGUCAGACUACAUGGUCCCACAGGUUAUGUGGAUACCUAUGCACUGUUAGAUAAUGGCUCGGAUUCGACAUUACUGCUUAGUGACGUAGCAAAGCAGGUAGGAAUUUCUGGUGCAGGGACAAGAUUAAACAUAUCUUCAGUAAUUGGAGCGUCAUCUCAGAACGCUGAACUUACCAAUUUCGAAAUUGAGUCUUUAGAUAAGACCAACCGAAUAAAAAUCGAAGGUGCAUAUACUAUAGAUAACCUACCUAUUAAAAGAGCAGAAAUCCCACCAACGGACUUCCAAGAAAGAUGGAAACACUUGAAAGGUGUACAACUACCCUCCAUAGCCUGUGACAAGGUUGGUUUGUUACUUGGUGUUGACGUUCCUGAGGCCCACUGGGUACUCGAUCAGCGUAUCGGAAAACCUAAACAACCCUAUGCUUCACUAACCAUGUUAGGGUGGGCUUUAUUUGGACCAACGGGUCAACCUAAUAAAACUUCAGUCUUCAUAAACUGUUUAGAAGCAAAGAGUUCUAUCGAGGAUGGACCCACGCCGCCCCUUACUUUGACCACAGUAGCGCCUGAAAACUCUUCACAUCGUUUGUUGCCGUUCAUAGAUGAUCCUGGUUUAUGCCUUAAGCACUCUCCUGAUGUGGCACUCUUAGUCGAUAAUGAUGAUGUACGCUCACUCAUAGUAGCAGCAGCCGCUGUUGAGACUGAAGAUUCCAGGGUUCAUCAAGGCUUACCGUCAGUUCGUUCUUCUGGAUUUAACACUCCACCUGAUUCAAGAAGUAACCGACUUAUAGACACCUUUGAUUCUGUAUCUAAAGCGACAGACGAGAAUUUAAUGGAUUUAGAACAAGUUAUUUCAUUACCAGCUGUUGACGGUGAGUACCUUCUAAAAACUAUCAACGAUAGUCACGUCGAUACAGUAGUGAAUAUUGACCUUAGAUGUAUUUCUCCUCCAGACAAAAUUCUUCCAACAGAUAGCGGCGAGUUAAUGUCAUCGAAAACAUCUGUUAUGUUCUCUGCCGAAACAGAUCUCCCUAGUGUUUCUGACGUGAACGAUAGUGCUAAGUCUGUGAUACUACUACACGAGUCAUCAAUUAGUUGCAAAGCAACAACAACUCAGUUCUCUGCAAAUACGAAACUUGUAUCUCCUGUAGUGGCGUCUGCUGAAAGUUCUAUUGACAUCAAGCAUGAAACAGAGAAUCAGAAAGAUGAUUGUUUUAUUCAGUAUGCUGCUGAUGAUAAGAAGUUUAAGACAACUGUAUCCAUGUCUCCUUUAGUUGGGUUAGACAAGCAGAUACAACAUCCAUUACCAGACUUUAAGGAUAGUAGAGUAGCCAAAGAAAUGACUCACCGGAACAUAGAAUGGCACCAUAACACUCCUUACGCAAAUCAUCAUCGAGUAUGGGAAAGAUUAAUAGGAAGCAUACGCAGACUUUUGAGCGCAGUAUCUAUGUCCUACGAGACACUCACCACCUGUUUGACUGAAGCAGAAAGAAUACCUAAUGAUAGACCACUCUUACAGACGCGAACAAAAUGGACACAAGGAAGACGAGAUUUACAAGUUCUCGGUCCAGUCUUGAUUAUUGAGGACACUUAUGCACGAAAUAACUGGUCUAAACGCCUCGUGGUAAGUUUUGACCCAGGAGGAGAUGGUCUAUGGAACCAAGUGAAGAUCAGAACGUGGAAGGGUACAAUUAUUAGAGGCAUAUGUAAAAUUUGUUUAUUAGAAGGAGCUGAUGACCGAAAAGUAGAGGAUAGAGAGACUUUUCAGAGUGACUGUGGCUAG
Molecule: messenger RNA, 2760 nt
Organism: Schistosoma guineensis
Lineage: Eukaryota; Metazoa; Platyhelminthes; Trematoda; Strigeidida; Schistosomatidae
Source: the annotation of a GenBank genome assembly